Molecule: messenger RNA, 1647 nt
Organism: Glarea lozoyensis ATCC 20868
Lineage: Eukaryota; Fungi; Ascomycota; Leotiomycetes; Helotiales; Helotiaceae
Product: alpha/beta-Hydrolase
Exons: 3
Coding region: 1-1647 (548 amino acids)
Source: RefSeq, a predicted model, not a curated record
AUGGUCGACCUUAAGCGAUUGAAUUGUUUUGUCCUUCUCGCAUCACUUCUCCCUCUCGCUAGCGCUCUAUCAAUCAACACAACUUCCCCAGCAGCAACCGUACUAAACGGUACUUACAUAGGCAAAACGGUCCAAGAAUGGCAACAAGACCAAUUCCUCGGAAUUCCCUACGCUCAACCACCAAUUGGCUCACUUCGUUUCGCGUGGCCUCGAUCGAUCAAUACUUCUUUCUCUGAGCCGCGAAAUGCAACUCAAUAUGGCUAUAGUUGUUACCAAUACGGGACCACUUUCUCACUUUCUGAAGAUUGUUUAACGCUUAAUGUGAUUCGGCCGGCUGGGACGAAGGAGAGUGAUCGAUUGCCCGUUCUGGUUUGGGUGUAUGGUGGUGGUUUGACGGGAGGUAGUACUGCUGAUCAGCAGUAUAAUGUGAGUGGGAUUGCCAAAGUUGGACAGGAUAUCGGAAAACCUGUAAUAGUUGUCUCAAUAAACUACCGUCUCGGCGUCUGGGGAUUCCUCCCAACACCCCAAGUUCUAGCCGAAGGCUCUUCCAACGCCGGAUUCCUCGACCAACGCCUUGCCUUCCGCUGGAUAAAAGAAAACAUCGCCUCCUUCGGCGGAAACCCCUCUCACAUCACCAUCUGGGGCGAAUCAGCCGGCGCUCAAUCCAUCGGACUUCACCUCCACUCCUACGCCGGCCGCAACGACAACCUCUUCCAUGCCGCCAUCCUCGAAUCCGGCGGUCCUGUUGGAGCCGCUCUUAACCCGCUCUCCUUUUACACCGCACCCGUUGAAAACCUAACACGCACCACAAACUGCUUCACCUCCACCGAUCAACUCUCCUGUCUCCGGUCUCUAUCCUCAGAAACCCUCUUCAAAGCCCAAGUAACCCAGAUCUGGAACCCCAUCGUCGACGGCGAUUUCCUCACAGACUACCCCAGCAAUCUCGCGGCUCAGGGGAAAUUCAUCAGAAUUCCACUCAUCAACGGCGCCAACACAGAUGAAGGAACCUCUUUCGGCGUCACGGGAAUGAAUACGGAGAAAGAUAUAUUCAACUCCCUCCUCACAUUCCGCAAAUCAGCAGCCUACGCCAUCGGUCCCGCGUCCGCGCGUAAACUCCUUGAACUCUAUCCUAAUGAGGGCCCGCAGCCGCCUUAUAACGUGCCCGAAACGACGGUGUUCCCGAAGAACGGGCUGCAAUGGCGCAGGGAUUGUGCGAUUGCGGGGGAUAUUGUGAUGAUUGCGCAGAGGAGGAAGAUGUGUGAGCAGUAUACUCAUGGGAGACAAAAGGUGUGGAGUUAUCGCUUUGAUACGCCGCUUUGGAACGCGGAUGUGACUCAUGGCGCGAGACAUUUCGUGAAUGUGGUUUUCAGUUUCCAAAACAUCUCUGGAGCUUUAGGACCAAUUCCGAAAUUCGAAUCGUAUGGAAAGUUGAGUCGGGAUAUUGGACGUGCUUAUAUCUCGUUCGCGAAUGAUUAUGAUCCUAAUACCUCGAGAGGCAAUGAAAGUACGCUGCCGUUUUGGCCGAGAUAUGAUCAAGGACCAACGAACAUGGUGCUGAAUAGUAAUGGGAGUUUUGUGGAGAGUGAUACGUGGAGGAAGGAGGGGAUUGCGUAUAUUAAUGGGAUGGGGAGGGAAUUGAAUGCGUGA